This is a messenger RNA of Cylas formicarius (sweet potato weevil), 1098 nucleotides long. RefSeq lists its product as uncharacterized. The transcript has a single exon. The record is from RefSeq and is a predicted model, not a curated record. The coding region runs from base 1 to 1098 and encodes 365 amino acids. NCBI's taxonomy places the organism in Eukaryota, Metazoa, Arthropoda, Insecta, Coleoptera, Brentidae.
AUGAAGUUUAUUAAAUCAGCAACAACAUACCCUGGUGCAGACGUAAACAGUGACCAUAACCCCGUGGUGAUAAAUCUACAGCUUCGUUACUUCACUAGAGUCCAACGUCCAAAUAAACGUAAGCGAAUCGAUGUCAAAAAACUCGUUGAUCCCGAUAUACGAGCUAAAGCAACCGAGAGUCUCGAAGCGCGUUUACAAACAAUAAACAAUUAUAAUGACGAAGACGUGGAGCCUCGGUGGACUGUUCUAAAAAAGGCUCUUUUAGACACCCAGGAGAUCGACAUCGGGUAUGUGCAAGCCUCUAAAAAACAACAGUGGAUGACGGACAAGAUCCUUAAACUCAUGGAUGAGAGAAGAAAAUACAAAACCACAGACAUUAACCGAUACAGGGAGCUGAAUAGGGCGGUCAGAUCGGAAUGCCGGAAAGCAAAGGAGGGUUGGCUAGCUGAAAAGUGCAGUGAAAUGGAGGCACUACAAAAUAAGCACGACUCGUUUAAUCUCCACAAAAAGAUCAAGGAAUUCACAAACACACAACGCAAACAGAUCCGCGGUAUUCUGAAGGACACUAACAACAAGAUUUUAGUGAGCGUUGAGGAAAAGAUAAAAAGAUGGAAGGAAUAUGUUGAGACUCUCUUCAAUGACGCACGACCCUAUCAAGCACCUCUAGACCAUGAUCUCAACGAACCCAGUCCUGUUAUCACGAUAGAGGAAGUGAGACGUGCUAUAAAAAUUCAAAAAAAUGACAAGGCUGUGGGACCAGACCAGAUUCACGCGGAAACCUUGAGAUUGAUCGUCGAUGCAGAUGAUACAGGCCUGAAACUUCUUACAUCUUUAUUCAACUCAAUAUACGAAGCUGGGAACUUACCAACGGACUGGUUGAGAUCAACGUUCAUCACCUUACCAAAAAAACCUAACGCUUCCCAAUGCGACGACCACCGAAUGAUAAGCCUGAUGUCUCACGUUCUCAAGGUCUUUCUCCGUAUCGUCCACACUCGUAUAUACGCCAAGUGUGAGAGGCAGGUUGGCGGAACGCAAUUUGGAUUUAGGAACGGUGUGGGCACACGUGAGGCUCUCUUCUCUCUCAACGUGCUCACAUAG